Molecule: messenger RNA, 526 nt
Organism: Penaeus monodon (black tiger shrimp)
Lineage: Eukaryota; Metazoa; Arthropoda; Malacostraca; Decapoda; Penaeidae
Source: RefSeq, a predicted model, not a curated record
UCCAGGCUACUUCGUGAACGGAUCUGUACCAGAGACCCAACAGCCGAAGACCUGCUAUGGACAACUAGGGGGCUGGUUUCCUGAAGGAGAUCUGCUGGACUGCUAUGCCAAGGAAGUAUGUUUCGAAGACCCUGUCCCUCCGUCGCUGCUUAUAACGAACUACACCGAACCGACACAUCGCUAUAUCAACGGCUCUAUAACGUUCUUCUGUCCGGUUACCAUGGUUACGCCUUCCCUCCGAUCGGCGCAGACAUUGAACUGUUCAACAGAUGGUUCAUCUUUCUACUAUUACCCGUUGGCUGUUGAGGAUUGUGAUGUGUGCACCGGCGAGCCCUUGGUGGAAAACGGAACCACCAACUGGUCAAAUCAGGUCAACUACUCGGUUGGUCAGAACGUGAGAGCAACUUGCAAUCAGAGCUAUCUUUGCAGUGUGCAUAGUGAUGAGCAAGAUAUUGAAUGCACUCCUGUUGGCUGGAGUAACGCCACGCCAUGUUAUGAAGCUUGUGUGGAUCCGCCACCAGUAGCC